This is a messenger RNA of Oncorhynchus tshawytscha (Chinook salmon), 1012 nucleotides long. It is a transcript of the gene dap, whose product is annotated as death-associated protein. Gene Ontology annotation, biological process: cellular response to amino acid starvation; apoptotic signaling pathway; negative regulation of autophagy. NCBI's taxonomy places the organism in Eukaryota, Metazoa, Chordata, Actinopteri, Salmoniformes, Salmonidae. The transcript is spliced from 4 exons. Bases 164 to 487 code for a protein of 107 amino acids. The record is from RefSeq and is a predicted model, not a curated record. Gene Ontology annotation, molecular function: death domain binding.
UUUCCUAUUUGCUGAUAUUUUCUCUGUCCUCAUCAUGCCCCGUUGCCAAACAAAAAAGCCACGUUGACGAACUGGACUGAAGUCUACUGCUGCUGUUUUCCCCAGAAAAAUAGAUCUAAACGAGCGUUUUUCACUCUUCCGAAAUAUAUAAAUUAGAUUACAGAUGUCUUCGCCUCCGAAGGAAAGAAUCGAGACCAAAGGAGGACAUCUCCCGGCUGUGAAGGCAGGGGGGAUGAGGAUCGUGCAGAAGCACCAGGGAGCAGCUCCACCUGAGCCGCCUCCUGUCAAGGACAAGGACGACGAGGAGUUUGUGGAGGAGCCUAGCCCACCAAAGCCCACUGUGGUCGUGUCAGGAGUGGUUACAAAGGGUGAUAAGGACUUCACCCCGGCGGCAGCCCAGGUAGCUCACCAGAAGCCCCAGCCGUCUGUCACCAAGAUGCCCCAGAACCAGCACCUCACCCAGCAAAUCCACCAGCCCCGCAAGUGAGGCUACCGCCAAGCUUACCAUCCCUCCGCUAACUCUGCUACAGUUGGCCCCACAAGGCGCCAGCAAUCUUCCCAGACACAGCUCUACGGUCAGUUUUGUGUUUACCCCCAUCCAAUGGUUAAGUAAGGAUUUGAGGAGGCGAAACUGAUCCUAAAUCUGUGACUAAGGGCAAGCCAAUGCAACGCAUCAUCAAUGAACCACAUCAGCCAACCUAUCACAGCAGCCUACCGACCAACACAACAACCACAAACCAAUCAAAGAACUGGACAACCAAUCAAUUAAGCAUGCAACCAAUUACCAUAAGUGCUCAGGUUACCAGGGAAUCCCCUGUUAAGCAUUCCAUGUGAUCCCACUCUCCUCAUACUUGGGUUAUUAUACUGAACAGAAAUAUAAAUGCAACGAUUUCGUCCUCGCACUGUUAAAUGCGUUUAUUUUCAGCAAACUUAACAUGUGUAAAUAUUUGUCUGGACAUAACAAGAUUCAACAACUGAGACAUAAACUGAACAAGUUCCACAGACGUGACUA